AGACAGGCCCAGAGAGAAGGAAUUGCCCGAGUUUACACCAAGCUCCACAUCAGGACUUCCACCUCCCACUCCAGGGUGUCCUCUUGCCUCCCUCCUCAGAGGUGCCCCUAAACUGAGCCCAUGGCCACCAGCUCCAAGGUGUUUAAGAAGACCUGCUCCAAUGGGAAGCUUUCCGUCUACCUGGGAAAACGGGACUUUGUGGACCAUAUAGAUUCAGUGGAACCCAUUGAUGGUGUUGUCCUGAUUGACCCUGAGAACGUGAAAGAUCGAAAAGUGUUUGUGGUGCUGACUUGUGCCUUCCGUUACGGCCGGGAUGAUCUGGAUGUGAUCGGUCUGACCUUCCGGAAAGACCUCCAUACGCAGGCCCUCCAAGUGUUCCCCAAAGAGCCCUCCCAAGCCCCAGUGCCCCUCACAAACCUUCAAGAAUGCCUGCUGCACAAGCUCGGUGACAAUGCCUAUCCCUUCACCUUCCAGCUGCCCACCAAUCUGCCCUGUUCAGUGACCCUGCAGCCUGCACCCGAGGACGCGGAUAAGGCCUGUGGAGUGGACUAUGAAGUGAAGAGUUUCUAUGCUGAGAAUGUAGAGGAGAAAAUCUCCAAGAGGAACUCCGUGCGUCUAAUCAUUCGGAAGGUGCAGUUUGCCCCCCUGGACCUGGGCCCCAUGCCCCGGGCUGAGACCACUCGGCACUUCCUUCUGUCUGACCACCCUCUGAAGCUAGAAGCUUGGAUGGACAAGGAGGUUCACUACCACGGGGAACCGAUCUCCAUCCAUGUCGACAUCAACAAUGGCACCAGCAAGCUCAUCAAGAAAAUCAAGGUGUCGGUUGACCAGAUCGUGGAUGUUGUCCUGUACUCUGGGGACAAGUACACCAAAACCGUGUUCUCUGAAGAGUUUGGCGAGACUGUGGCUGCUAACUCUACCUUUUCCAAGAGCUUCACGGCGACCCCCACCCUGGCCGCCAACCGUCAGAAACAGGGCCUGGCCUUGGAUGGCAAACUUAAGCAUGAAGACACCAAUCUGGCCUCGAGUACCAUUCUUCAACCUGGCACGGACAAAGAGGCUCUGGGGAUCCUAGUGUCCUACCAAGUCAGGAUCAACAUCGUGGUAUCUCGCGGAGGCAUCCUAGGAGAUCUGACAUCCAGUGACAUGAGUGUGGUGCUGCCCUUGAGCCUGAUGCAUCCCAAGCCAUCUUACGGUGAUGAGGACAUCAUCAUCGAGGAGUUUGCUCAGAGAUGGCCAAAGGGCCAGGGGGGAGAUGAGCCUGAGGAGGAGGCCCCCAACCCUGAGGACAACUAAGGAAGCCCAUGGAGCCUGGGCCCUGCGAUGUCUCCCCGUGAGACGAAUUGAACGUGGCCCCAAAUAAAGUAGACUGACUUGCA
Antechinus flavipes (yellow-footed antechinus) is the source of this 1379-nucleotide messenger RNA. RefSeq names its product arrestin 3 (gene ARR3). NCBI's taxonomy places the organism in Eukaryota, Metazoa, Chordata, Mammalia, Dasyuromorphia, Dasyuridae. Gene Ontology annotation, molecular function: G protein-coupled receptor binding. Bases 121 to 1296 code for a protein of 391 amino acids. The record is from RefSeq and is a predicted model, not a curated record. Gene Ontology annotation, biological process: visual perception; signal transduction; G protein-coupled receptor internalization. The transcript is spliced from 15 exons.